Messenger RNA from Cherax quadricarinatus, 1041 nucleotides. The record is from RefSeq and is a predicted model, not a curated record. NCBI's taxonomy places the organism in Eukaryota, Metazoa, Arthropoda, Malacostraca, Decapoda, Parastacidae.
AUGAUUGGUGAGAACACUGAUGGACUGGUGAGAACCACUGAUGCUACUCUGACUGGCGCUGCUCUGACCACUCGGGUACCUGACUCUGGUCGCCUGCUCUCUGACCAGCUCGGGGUACCUGACUCUGGUCGCCUGCUCUCUGACCAGCUCGGGGUACCUGACUCUGGUCGCCUGCUCUCUGACCAGCUCGGGGUACCUGACUUCACCUUACCAAACAGACUAAGUAACGUGGACAUCGUCAACGGUAACCUGAAGCUGAUCCUGGGACUCAUCUGGUCGCUGAUCAUGCACUACCAGAUCGGUCAGUCCAAGUUCCCACCCAAGAAACUUAUGCUCGCCUGGCUCAAGGCAGUGUUACCAGACUGUCGCAUUCAAAACUUCACGUCAGACUGGAAUAGUGGAGUGUACCUGAGCGCUCUGCUGGACUAUUGCAAGCCUGGGCUCCACACUAACUGGAGGAAUCUCAACCCUCGUAACUCGGUUGAAAACUGCAAGAAUGCCAUGGAGAUCGCCAGAGCAGAGUUCAACAUCCCUAUGGUGCUUGACCCAGAGAUCCUGGCCUCUCCCUACCUGGACGACCUCUCUGGCAUGACCUACCUCUCGUACUUCAUGAAGGAGGGCGGGCCAGGCUACAAAGCCACCCUCAACUGGGUGCAGAAACAGCUGCCUGACAGAAAGAUUAGGAACUUCACGAGUGACUGGAACGACGGGCUCAACCUGACGAGGCUGGUGAAGCAGCUGGGUGGACCAGUCCCUGGCUACAAGAACCUCAACUCAGACCCCAAGAACUGGGAGUCCAACCUUCAGUUAGGUAUCGAGGGAGGGAGGAAGCUGGGCGUGGAGCCAGUGUUGGCGGCGGCAGACAUGGCUAGACAAGACGUGGAGUCCCUGGCUAACAUGGGUUACAUUGCUCACUACCAGUGGAUCAGACCCAGGGACUCUCCUGCUGACACCGUCGCUGUCAAGUGUGACCUUGACAACGUCAGGGUCAACAACCCGGUAAGUCUCAACUCCUCUAUUAACUAGAUGAAUCAGUCACUG